Molecule: messenger RNA, 453 nt
Organism: Podospora anserina S mat+
Lineage: Eukaryota; Fungi; Ascomycota; Sordariomycetes; Sordariales; Podosporaceae
Exons: 4
Coding region: 1-453 (150 amino acids)
Source: RefSeq, a predicted model, not a curated record
AUGGCUCUCCCCAAGAGAAUUCAAAAAGAGACCGAGCGCCUCAUGGCGGAGCCUGUCCCAGGCAUCAGCGCCAUUCCCCACGAAGACAACCUACGGUACUUUGACGUCGAGAUCCAUGGUCCUUCGUCUUCUCCAUAUGAGGGCGGCGUCUUCAAGCUUGAGCUCUUUCUCCCGGACGACUACCCCAUGACACCCCCCAAGAUUCGCUUCCUUACCAAGAUCUUCCACCCCAACGUUGACAAGCUUGGCCGUAUCUGCCUUGAUGUGCUGAAGAACAAUUGGUCACCUGCUCUGCAAAUCCGAACAAUUCUCCUUUCGAUUCAAGCCCUCCUCGGCGCCCCGAACCCCGACGAUCCGCUUGCUGCUGAUGUUGCCAAGAGCUGGAAAGAGGACGAGAAAGCAGCUAUUGCGACGGCGAAGCAGUGGACUCAGCAAUACGCCGUCCCGAAAUAG